AUGGCGCGGCGCCGCCACCGCCCGCUGCUGCUGCCGCCGCUCCUGCCGCCCCUCCCGGCGCUGCUGCUCGGGCUCGGCCCGGUGCUGCUCGGAACCGCCGCCGCCUUCAACCUGGACCGCACCUUCCCCGUCCUCAAGGAGGGGGGCCCCGCCGGCGCCUUGUUCGGCUUCUCGGUGGCGCUGCACCGGCAGACGGAGCGGAGGGAGCGCAGCUUGCUGUUGGUGGGGGCCCCCCAAGAUGCGGAGCCCGUGAACGGGACCCGGACGGGCGCCGUCUACGCCUGUCCCCUCACCGCCUCCACCCGCGACUGCCAGCGCCUCGACAUCGAGCUCAAGGAUGAACCAGACAAGGCCAUCAUCGAUGACAUGUGGCUGGGGGUGACGGUGGCCAGCCAGCGGCAGCCGGCGGGGAGGGUGCUGGCCUGUGCCCACCGCUACACCAAGGUGCUGUGGUCGGGCAGCGAGGACCAGCGGCGCAUGGUGGGCCGGUGCUACGUGCGGGGCAACGACCUGCGGCUGGACCUGAGCGACGAGUGGCAGACGUACCACCACGAGAUGUGCAACGCCAACACCGACAGCGACGAGACCGGCAUGUGCCAGAUGGGCACCAGCGCCGGCUUCACCGCCAACAUCAUCUACUUCGGCGCCCCCGGCGCCUACAACUGGCAGGGCACUGACUACAUGUUGCAGCGGGAGAUGUGGGACCUGCACGACUUCUCCUUCCCCAACCAGAAGAAUGGCAACACCUACAUAGGGUACACGGCCGAGGUGGGCAGCGCGGUGCUGCAGCAGGACGCGGUGACCAUGGUGACGGGCGCCCCCCGGUACCAGCACACGGGCGCCGUGUACCUGCUGAGCCGCAGCCCCCAGCAGAGCCUGCACAGGAGCCUCCUGCUCCCCGGCCCGCAGGUCGGCUCCUACUUCGGCAGCGCCAUCGCCCUGGCGGACCUCAACAACGACGGGUGGCAGGACCUGGUGGUGGGGGCUCCCUACUACUUCGAGAGGAAGCAGGAGGUGGGGGGCGCGGUGUACGUGUACAUGAACGAGGUGGGGGGCUUCCAGCUGCACCCCAGCCUGGUCCUCACCGGCCCCAGCUACUCCGGGUUCGGCUUCGCCCUGGCCAGCAUUGGGGAUGUCAACCAGGAUGGAUUCCAGGAUAUUGCUGUGGGGGCUCCUUUUGAGGGGUAUGGGAAGGUCUACAUCUACCACAGCAGUGCUGAGGGGCUGCAGGACAAACCCCGGCAGGUGAUCAGCGGGUCAGACCUGGGCCCCACCAAAAUAAAGACCUUCGGGUACUCGCUGAGCGGGGGGCUGGACGUGGAUGACAAUUCCUACCCGGAUCUCCUGGUGGGCAGCUUGAACGAGCGGAUCGUCCUGCUCAGAGCUCGCCCCGUGAUCAACAUCCUGGACAAGACCUUCACGGUGACCCCCAGCAAGGUGGACCCCGCUCAGUGCACACAGAAGUCCUGCAUCACGGUGACCCUCUGCUUCUCCUACAACCAGAGCGCAGGGGACCCCAAGUACCAGGAGAGGAUCACCCUGGAGUACACGCUGGAGGCGGACAAGGACCGGCACCCGCCCAGGGUGAGGUUUGCGGGGUCCCCGUCUGCCACCUACACCGGCAGCUUCACCAUGCCCGACACCCGCUGCCAGACCCGGGAGCUCCUGCUGCUGGACAACAUCCGGGACAAGCUGCACCCCAUCGUGCUCUCCAUGAACUACUCGCUGCAGGAGAAGCCCAGAACAUUCCAGCUGGGCCCUCACUCCCUCGACUCCUUCCCUGUCCUCAACCAGGACCAGUCCCACGAGAACGAGACCAAGAUCGAGUUCCAGAAGGAAUGUGGCUCCGACAACGAGUGCUACAGCAACCUCCAGCUCCAGAGCAGCUUCGUCACCGACCAGAACCAGCCCCUGCCCAGGCUGAACGGGACUCAGGUGCUGCAGUACAGCCGGGACGUGAGGAAGCUCUACCUGAGCAUCAACAUCACCAACACACCCACCACCCCCUCCAAUGGCGAGGACGCCCACGAGGCCCUGCUGAACGUCACCGUGCCCCCCAGCCUGCUGCCCUCCUCCAUCCGCCCAAGCGGAGCCUGCACGUUCGGGGAGACGGUGCUGUGCGAGCUGGGAAACCCUUUUAAGAGGAACCAGAGGGCAGAGCUGAUCAUCACCUUCGAGGCCAUUGGGAUCAUGCUGGACACACGGGAGGUCUUGGUGUGGCUGGAUCUGUCCACGCAGAGCACCCAGGAGGACCUGCAGCCUGUGCUCGUCAAGCUGCUGGUGGACUACAGCAUCCAGUCCUCACUGAGCAUAGCCUCCUCCCAUGUCCAGUCCUACUUCAGUGGGGUGGUGGUGGGCGAGUCAGCCAUGAAGCAGGAGCAGGACGUGGGCAGCCCCCUCACCUUCGACUUCCAGGUGACCACCAAGGGUGAGUCCCUGGGCUCCUUGGGCACCAUCCUGCUGGGGUUUGAGUGGCCCUACGAGAUCCCCAACGGUAAAUGGCUCCUCUACCCCACCGAGAUCCUGGUCAAUGGCAACGAGAGCUGCCAGCCCCCCGGGGGGGUCAUCAACCCCCUCAACCUCACCCUCCUGCAGGACCAGGCUCCCUCCCGACAGAGACGGGAGCUGGAGCCCCCCGAGCCGGCAGAGCCCCCCAUCACCUUGGCCACCGCCAAGAAAGCCAAGUCGGAGACGGUGCUGAGCUGCUCCGAGGGCACCGCGCGCUGUGUGUGGUUCGAGUGCCCCCUGCUCCACACCCAGCACCCCAACACCUUCACCCUGCGGGCCCGAGUCUGGAACAGCACCUUCAUCGAGGAGUUCCGGGACUUUGACCGGGUGAAGGUGACGGGCACCGCGACGCUGUUCCUGCGCUCCCACGUCCCCACCAUCACCAUGAGGAACCACACCGUGCGGUUCUCCGUGGAUGUGGACUCGGAGCUGCAGGAGGAGCAGCCGGCCGAGAUCGCGCUGUGGCUGGUGCUGGUGUCGGUGGCAGCCGGGCUGCUGCUGCUGGGGAUCAUCAUCCUCCUCCUCUGGAAGUGUGACUUCUUCCAGCGGACCCGCUACUACCGGAUCAUGCCCAAGUACCACGCGGUGAGGAUCCGGCAGGAGCAGCGCUACCAGCCCGGGGGGCUCCUGCCCCGUCGCCGCAAGAAGCACUGGGUGACCAAGUGGCAGGAGCCGGAGAAGUACUACUGACCCCCUGACCCCCCCCAGACCCUCAGGGGACUCUGACUUUGCACAAGUGCAUCUCCCCCCUGCCCCUUCCCUGCUCCCCCCCUUCGGAUGCGGCUGCAAUCCGGCGUUGGCUUCUGCACCUUCCUCUUGCACGCUCGUGCCUUGCACGCCGAGGGGGGAGACCCCUCAAAUGUGCCCCCCCCUUCCUCCUGUCGUGUUUCCCCAUGUGCUGCUGGGCUCACCGAGUGCCUUCACACUCCUCUCGUGUGUCCCAGACGCACGUCCUGGCACGUGGGGACACGUCCUCACACGCCAGGACACGCUCGCCCCCCUCCCCUCGUCGCUGGGUGUGGGACCCUCUGCUUUCACCCCCGGGCUGGGGCCUUUGGGAGCUCAUUCCUUCCUCCUCCUCUUCCUCCUCCCCCGUGUGUUCAGCCCGUGUUCGGACGCAGCUUUGGCUUUGGGGGGUACAGAGCAUCAGGCCGUGUGUCCCCCCCCCGUCCCCCUCACCCUCCACCCCCGCGGGGGGUUAAGUUAUUCCAUGUCUCUUGUCGGUGUUUUGGUGUUGAGUCCCAGCGUCCCGUCGGUACUUGGGGGUGAGUGGGGAGGAGGGGGUCCUGCGCCCCCCCAGCCCCUGCUCGACCCCCCCUCAUUCCUUCCCCACCGGGGCCAAAUAAAGCCUCGCUCCAUGAUUUGUAACUUCA
Molecule: messenger RNA, 3881 nt
Organism: Chiroxiphia lanceolata (lance-tailed manakin)
Lineage: Eukaryota; Metazoa; Chordata; Aves; Passeriformes; Pipridae
Gene: ITGA3
Product: integrin subunit alpha 3
Exons: 25
Coding region: 1-3198 (1065 amino acids)
Biological process (GO): cell adhesion mediated by integrin; integrin-mediated signaling pathway; cell-matrix adhesion
Cellular component (GO): external side of plasma membrane; integrin complex
Molecular function (GO): integrin binding
Source: RefSeq, a predicted model, not a curated record